AUGCAGAGAGCAUGCAUCUCCGAGAAUCAGCCAUGGCAUCUCCAUGGCGUAAGCUUCAUAGGCUUUCUGUCUCUCCUUGGAAUAUUCUUUCCUCUCCUGAAAUGGUUCAACACGAGAUUCCUCCUCACAGACCCCAAGCGGCUGACGCGUUACGGCUCGUGGGCUAUGGUCACUGGAGCCACCGACGGGAUCGGACGCGCCUUUGCUCACGAGCUGGCCAAACACGGCCUUAACCUCAUCCUAGUCAGCAGAAACCCUUCGAAGCUCGCUUCUGUCUCCGAUGAUAUCCGACAAGAGUUUCCCGACAUCAAGAUCAACAUCAUUCCCUUUGACUUCUCCUCCGAAGGAGGAUAUGGGGCAAUCGAGGAGGGUAUCAAAGGCGUUGAAGUUGGGAUUCUGAUAAACAAUGUUGGGAUAACUUAUCCACGAGCCAUGUUCUUCCACGAGGUUGACCAACUCACAUGGACCAACAUUCUCAGGGUUAAUCUUGAAGCCACCACUUGGGUUACACGAUCUCUCAUCGGACAAAUGCUUCACCGCCGCCGAGGAGCAAUCGUCAAUAUUAGCUCCGGCGCCGCCGUUGUUGUCCCUUCUCAUCCUCUCUACGCCAUCUACGCGGCCACCAAAGCUUAUGUUGAUAAACUAUCAAGAUCUCUACAUGUGGAAUAUAAGCAGUUUGGUAUCGACGUCCAGUGCCAGGUGCCGUUAUACGUGGCAACAAGGAUGGUGUCAGAAGUAGCAGCCAUAGAUAAACCAAGCUUCUUUAUACCGUCGCCGGAAGUCUACGCAAAAGCGGCGGUGGAGCAGAUCGGAAUUGGAUCACGAUGCUCGCCGUUUUGGGCUCAUUCCCUUCAAUGGUUUCUCGCCGGACUUCUGCCGGAUAGCCUCCUUGAUACUUGGCGUCUCUCUAUCGGACUUCGUAGAAGAAGUUUAUCUUAA
This is a messenger RNA of Arabis nemorensis, 939 nucleotides long. NCBI's taxonomy places the organism in Eukaryota, Viridiplantae, Streptophyta, Magnoliopsida, Brassicales, Brassicaceae. The record is from the annotation of a GenBank genome assembly.